GAGGAAAGCCAGUUCCUGAAGGCGGAAGGUUUGAACCGCUCCUAGGUACUGCUGCGUUGUGUGCCGUUCCUUAGCUGGCGCUUCCCGGCUCUGAUUUAACGGACGUCUGGGCUAAAACACUCUUUCUGUGGCCUUAUUUCUCCGCGGUUGUGAUUGUUUUUUUCAUCAAGAAACAUGACUUAUUGGUAAUUUGUCAAAUUGAAGAAAUAUUCCAUCCCUCGAGAAGCAGCUGUGGGCAGACGCUGCGUCUUUGAAUAUUUUGGCAAAUUAAAUUAGCACAGGGCCACUGGUUGGUCUCAUUCCCACGACUUUUCAGCCCAGAACUAAAAUACAGACUUGUCCAUUAAGGGAACUGUGUGUGCUACUCUGUUUCCUGUUUCCUUUAGUCUUCACCUUGGAAGGACAUUUUAUCCAUAGUCAAAGUAAUGGCGGCUGAAGUGCAAAUGGUACUUUAUGAAGAUGAUUCAGUGCAAGUACAUUAUGUUGAUGGUUCCAGACUACAGCUUUCUCCCUGUGGGUCUGAAUUUUUAUUUGAAAAGGCUCCUCCUGUUUCAGCACAUCCUUUAGAACAGCCAGAAAGAAUUCGUCAAAGGACACACUUUGUUAUUAGCACUUACCGAAAGCAACUGCAGCGAGCCCUCGAUUUUCGAAACUCUGCUGCUAUUUGCCCUUUUUUAUCUGAAAGCCUCAUACCUUCUGAAAGAAAAAAGCGUAUCUUCACUGACAUCUCAGAAGUGAGAUGGCCCAGUCGUGAUACUGAUGAUGGCAUGAUAUGUCUGCAGAGUGGCACUGUGAAGAUAGCAUCUUUAGAUGGUCAUGCAUAUCUUUGUCUGCCCAAAUCUCAGCACGAAUUUUCAGUACAUUUUUUGUGUAAAGUAAGCCAGAAGCCAGACUCAUCCAUCAUAUUGUCAGAAAAGAAUAGUCAAGACAAAAACGGCAAACCAGUUGAGACAGCAGGCAAGACCUGUACUCAUGGGAGUUUAUCAGGACAAAGGCUGAAGAAUAAAGAAAAUGAACUUUAUUCUCAGAUCGGGAAAUCCAAAGAAUCUUUAGAGGAAAAGAUUUGUGUAACUGAAGACAGGGAGGGGCUGCCUCCUCCUGGUACAAAACACACAUGUAUAUACACGUGGGUACAGCAAUGCUGGUCUGUGGCCUCCUGUCCAGAGGAAUGGAAAUACCCUUUGUCCUUGGCACUUCAUUUUCGUAAUAAAAUCAGCAGGAUGUCUGGAAUUGAUGCAGAUAUAACCCAGAGUGAAGUUUUAACUUCUCAUGGGUCAGAGGAAAGAGGAAAAGAGGUCUCUGUUCUUCCCAGGGCCCUGUUGCUCAGCUGUCCGGUCCCACACCUGCACAGGUGGGAUUUUUGUGAUUCACUUUCCCAGAGGCUGUUUGAUGAAGAAUAUUCCUAUCGUGAGCUAGUGAAAGUGGUUUGGUACAAGGGUAUUACAUAUAGACUUGCCCAUAAAAAUGUGAACUCUAUAGAGAUUUAUCCUGGAGAUGGAUCUGUUUUCAAAUCAGAAGGAGCGUAUUUGGGGAACUAUUUUACAUAUUACUCCAUUCAAGAAGGGUCAGAAGAGAGAGAAGAGAAAACUUACUCAGUAAAUAACCUUCCUCCAGAUAGACCAGGAAGUCUAUUUUCUGUGUGUUCUCUACUUGAACAGGCAACUAGAAUUCUGCAACAUUGUGCCAAGAUGAGGCUUUCUUUAAGCCAUAACUGUUGGAUAUGCUGCUGGAAAAUGGUACCUAGGAUACAUGAUAGCAAUAUACUGCCUUUGCUUUUGAGAGACUCGCUCAUACCCAGCGUGGGAAGAUUUCUUGCAUACUCUGAUAACAAAGUACAUGCUAUCUUUUUGGAUGGCAUUACUGUGACCCUAAAUUGGAAUUUCAGCUCCUUUAUUGAAAAGUUACAGUUUCAGAAUGAUAAAACUUACCCCUCCUCCUUGCUUCUUGAGGUAAAUCAAGGUCUCAACUUAGGUUGGUGUAAGUUAACUUUUCCUGAUGGGCAAGAUCAGUUAAUUCAGACUGAACAUGCUGGACCAUAUGAAAGAUAUGUGACAACAGUAAUAUCAUGGUGUAGAAGACUAACCAAUACUUGUUGGGGAGAGACGCCCACACAUCCUUCAUCUUUUGUUCUUGAAGAAAAUUGGUCUGUGGCUUCUGAACUUGAAAAGAUAAAGAAGUUUAAUUUGUUAUUGGAGAACAGUGGUAUCCUAAACCAGAUUUCUAGCAAGAAAAACAAAGAGUCUUCUGAUCAUCAUAAACCAAAAUCUUCAAAAAUCUUGUUGGAAGAAGUUAAUGAAAAGAGAGUAUCAGUGGCUUUGAAAAAAACCUCUGAAAUUCUUCAGGAUAUUGACUGUCUUCUGUCAAACUCUAAAAAGUGAAAAAUGGAAGUAUUACAGUAUAUUAUUAAACCUUAAGGAUGGUGUUUCAAGUGAUUGGUAUAAAAUUACUAGUAAGCCAAGAAACUAUAUAUUACUUCUGUACAAUGAUUAUAUGAGAAAUGACAUUUAACUGUAGAGGUGUUUUACUAACAUAAAUAUUAAAACAUUUAUAAUAUAGUUUACUAAUUGAGAACUAUUUUGAACAAUUUCUUAUUUCAGACUUAUGAGAACUGAUUAUAGCUGUUGACGUUUUAUCUUGCAUUAUUUUCAAGGUUUUUCUUUUAAUAUGCAGAAUUGUGUGCAUUUGGUCAUUUGCUAUUUAGUCUCUCAAGCAAGUAUUUCUCAGUAUACCUAUGUGGGAUUAAUGGGAUUAAUACAUAAAUCAAGUAAUAUAGAAAUCAAAUGUACAAAUACAUAUGACCUGAUUGUUUAUCCUACAACUCC
Molecule: messenger RNA, 2822 nt
Organism: Manis javanica (Malayan pangolin)
Lineage: Eukaryota; Metazoa; Chordata; Mammalia; Pholidota; Manidae
Gene: C1H5orf34
Product: chromosome 1 C5orf34 homolog
Source: RefSeq, a predicted model, not a curated record